Pocillopora meandrina is the source of this 12453-nucleotide messenger RNA. The record is from the annotation of a GenBank genome assembly. NCBI's taxonomy places the organism in Eukaryota, Metazoa, Cnidaria, Anthozoa, Scleractinia, Pocilloporidae.
AUGGAAAAGGAUAAAACCACAAAGCGAUCACCAAGAAAAGCAAAGAGAAAACAGUUUUUUGACAAUGGUGCUGUGUCUCAUGAAAAAGGAGGGAAAUUUAGAGCAUGUGAGAAAGCUGGCUGUCCAGCCCGUAGACCAACUUGCUGUGCAAGAUUUGAUGAAACGUGAGUUAUACUUGGUCAGACGUUUCAUUGGCCAUGUAAAUAACAUCUUGAAUAGUUGAAUGAAAUGAUUUUGUGUCACUUACACAUAAGAACCUUAGUAAUAGUCUAGCUCACUGUAGAGUCUCUUUGGCUUAGUGAGAUAGGAGCAACAGCAAUAACAGACUGGGGUUCAAUUUCUCAAAAGGACUCAGAAUAUUUUUUUUCCAUCCCACAUUUGUUCAUGAUCAUGAGACACCUUCAACUUCAUAUAUAAUUAUAUAAAUUGGCAAUUACACAUUUAGAUCUCCAACCUUCCUAGUCUUCAGCUCUCCUCAGAUAUUCUUUAUAAUUUUCCUUCUAACCAUUUCUUGAUAUUACUAGUCCACAUAGUUCUUUGUCAAUCACUGCCUCUUUUUAAAUCAAUUUUACCACAUUUGUUACAAAACAAAACAUUUUGUCCCAAUUAUUUUGUUUUAAUAGUUAUGUUUAAUGUGAAAUAACACACAUGCAGCUGUAAUUUUUUAUAGAAUGGCUAGUAUAAAAAUUUUGAUUUUAAUCAGCUUGUAAGUAUGAAUUACGAUUUAUUUAAUUGUUUGUUAAUUUUAUCAAUGAUUAAUUGUUUUUUCAUAAAGCUGUGCUGGAUGUGGUUAUACCUCGAGAUGGUAUCACAUGUCUGAUGGGGAACAUUUCUGUAAUGCCUGUUUUGAUUACAUGUAUCGGAGGUAAGGCAAGCUACACUAUAUCUAAAUCUUGAUGACUGGUUAUUACGUAAUACACUGAGUUGUUUUCAGAAUUAUCACCGAAAGCCCAAAACCUCUUACCUCAGUCAUGAAUUCCCUUGUGUGUGUUGGCAUACAUUUCUCUAUGGAGAAUAAAUGAAUUAUUUCCAUGAUAAUAUAUUAAUUUUGGAGUUCUUGAAAUGGAGGCAACACCCUAUGAUUAUUUGCUGACAGCUUUAGGAUUUACAGCUGCUCAGGUUAAUUUGUGAUACUCACUCUUACUACUCUUGAACUUUUGUUUAUUUUUCACAAGGCUCAUUAUGCUUUUCAUCCAACAAAUUUCUUCAUGUGUUUUUAUUGUUACCAUGUGCCCACCAAUAGUGUUGCUCGAUGUUUCUUGAUAUAAACUACACACAACCCACAAUUCUUCUAUUUGCUCUGAGAAAGGACUAAUGCUCAAAACAUUAGCUUUUGAAACUCCCUACGGUGGUCAAAUUCCCUUAUCACCUCAAUUGAUAACCAAAUUUUCUUGUAAUGCCCCUGGGCACUGAUGCUGCACCACAGUUCAGAAACUUACCCCCUUUUUUGAGUUAUUUUUUUUAAUUAAAAAAAAUAACUUAAUGUUAGCGUAUAGAGUGGUAUGUUGUUCGUACCAAUCAGAUUGCUGUGUUAGGGUAUGUUUCUUACACCAACAGAUUGCCACAUUAGGGUAUGUAUCUCACACCAAUCAUUAAUAGGAUUUGAAUAUGCAUGUCAUUUUCUUGUAAACAACCUGCAUUUUAUUACUUAUUCUAAACACAUGGUGCAAUCCUGCUGAAAAAAAUUCAUACGGAGGUAAAUGCUACUGAUAUUGAAUUUUCUAAACAAUUCUCCUACGUUUGACUUUUCUAAAAAUUAUAGUUGCUUUAAGCUACCUUAGACUUAACCCAAUUACGUGUUCAUUCCUUGGAAAACAGCCUUCAUUUUAUCACGUAUUUCACACACAGGGCAAAGUCCAGAUGGGCAACAAUCAAUCAAGGAGCCUUCUUUGAAACAUUAUUCUUUUCUCUCCUUUCAAUGUAUCUUCACUUACUGCACUUGAGAUCGCAAUAUAAUUAUCUUUGGUCUAUUAGAGGUACAAAAGAGUUUCCAUUUGCUUUUCAUGGUAAAGUCUGAGGUAACUAACUGUAGAUGAAUAAAUUUGAUUUUCUCUCUGUUGGAGGAACAACAGUAAGCAUAGUCUCUUUUGCAACCGUUAUUUGGUUUCAUCAUGCAAUGCGUUCUCUCUCAAAAAGGAAAUGGAGGGUGUUGUGUGACAAGACCAAACAACGGCUGCAAAAGAGACUGCAAAAUUUUAUAGAAGUUUUUACCUAUAUCCAUCUUAGAUCAAGAAGUUGACGGAAUACUAAGAAAAAUCUAAGAACUAUUCCAGACAACAGUCGAGGAAAGCGUGGCACCAAUGCAUUUCAUUUUUACUAAGAAGUAUUCAGACAAUAGAGACAGUAGACCACAUAAUAUCCUUGUGAAUUCAGAUAAAUUAUAGGUUUUUUUGUCUUUCUGCGAUAUUUACAUGUUUUGAAAUUUAUGCUUUUUUCGGUGACAAAAAUGAAAACAUUAAGUACUCAAACUGUCUCAUUUCAACCCACCCAGCCAAAAAAAUAAGUCUUGCAUGCUAUGCAUGCCUAUGUUUUUAGGUUGUUAGGUACCUACAGUAAAUGUACCCCAAAUGCUACUGAGGGCAUCACUUUGUUAUUUUCUGUUUUAAAGCUUUAAAAAUGGCUAUGAAGCAUACACCCAAUGGAAACUAGAUUGGAGUUCUAUUGGAAAAAAAGAAGCAAACAUUAAGGUGUAUGUUUCAGAGAUGAUAAUGCCCUUCUGGGUCCAGUGCGUGUCAUGUUCAAAAUGGAGGGAGUUUCCAGAAAAGGAACUCACACCUGAUGAUAUAAAGUCCUGGAAAUGCUCAUCACCAGUAGCAAUAGUAACAAACAAAGAAAAGGUACACUGCUGACAAUGUGUUCGCAACUUAAGGGGUCAGUUCUUCAAGAUGCAAUUGCUUUGGUUGCCAUGACAGGGAGAAGAAAUUUUGGAGACCAAGUUUGCUACCUUUGUCUUCUAUUUGGGGAACUUAAUAAUGCAGUCCCAUAGAAAGCUGUUAAGUAAUGUUCCUAUUACUAUGGAAGGAGAAUCUACGGGUAUAUUUCCAUGGACCCCUUCAAUUACAUUUUGGAUGAAUCAAAUACUUACAUACAUGUAUUGAGGGGUGGGGGGGUUUGUACACCACUUGCAGAUUCUAAAUUUAAAUAUGAAUUGUCGUUGUCUCAUGAACAGGGAAAAAAGAAAGCAGUUAGCCCAUGUGGUAUUCCAGAAGAUGAGGUAUGUGAAAAACGGCUCAAACAGAAACCUCUAGAUUCAGAGUUCUUCUUGUUUUAUCAACUUUUAGGUCACCAUGUCACGAUAAUAUAUGAAAGUGACAGAGACAUUUAUUCCAGUGAGCAAUAAUAGCUAUGAUUAUAGACAGAAUGCAACUGUUAUAACAUUGUUGUCAACAUGUUUUCUUUGAAGAGAGUAUCUGCUGUUAAUAGUGCUAAGUGGCUGGAAAGCUUGACAGAACCUCCUCUGCUUCAAAACUGCUCAGCAGCUCAAUUCCUUGGGUCAUAUUUUCCUGAUGGUGUUGGCCUGAGCCCCACAUCAAACACCUGGGGGUGUAGAUUAGAAGAUUCUACAGGUAAUAAAUUUGAUAUGAAUUUGAUAAAUUUAAUGGAUAGUGUGUUCUCUUACUGAGCAAAAUAAUUAUUGUCUUUUGCAUGUGUUUUUAUGUCUGGAGAGAUGCAAUGUCUUGGAAGUUACUAUGCUAAACUUUGAAUGAAAAAGACCAGAUCUAAGACAGGUGGCUGGGUUAAUAUGUGCUGCAUAUCCCCAGCCAGGGGUAUACAGCUGUUUGCAGAAAGGUUAUCAAAAAGAUGCCCGCAACAACCCUGGAAGGUAUUGUAGGUAGUUAUCAGGUCACGGAUCCUUGACCUCAGGAUUUUAGGGAAAUCUGUGAAAACAUCAAUGUAAGGAAGAGGCCUAGACAUAGCUAUUUUAUAAAUUUAUUUUGUUGGCAGGACUGACUUUUAAUUAUGAACUUGAUGAAAAACAAAAAAAAAGAACAAACUGACCCUAGUGAACGAUGAUUAUUCUAUUGUUUUGUUCAUCUUGUUUUCACUUGCAUUAUAUAUAUUUCUCCCCAGUUUUUUAGCUGUUUUUUAACCACAUACCCAGAUUACCUUUCGAGAAUGUCCUGUGCACCCUUUCCUUUUUAAUUUUUCCAACAACUUUUCUGCAAACAGCCGUAGAUGGGGACCAGUGAACUAUCUGCCAAUUCUCCUGGUCACAUCUUGCUACAGAAAUUUUUGUAAACUUCAGCAAGAUUGGUAGGUGUUCUGGCUCUGAAGCUGACUAAACCCCUUUUCCUCUUACCCUUUUGCAGGAUAUGUUCAGUUGUUUUAUCAUCCAGAGAAUCCACACACGGCAUACAACAUCCGCCCAGACGUCAUGGAACCUGAGGAAGAAGAAACCUUCCCUGAAUAUAUUAGGUAUCUGUGGCUAAUCAUUUAUUAAUGAAUGUUUAUGUGAUAAACUGUAAAUUAAAGAUUGAUGAAAGAAACUUAAAUUUAAAACCAUUUUUAUCGUUUAACACUUUACAUCCAAACAUUAAUAUGUCUAUUCUCCAUACUUUUCUCUUUACUUUUCCAAAGGUGCUGACAAGGAGAAUUAGUUUAACAAUCAAGAGAGUCUUUAGUUGGUGAUCACUUUCUUUAUUCUCCUGACCUAAAUGUAUGAUUCAGGGUGAUAUUGUAAGGAGAAAUUAGAUGCUAAUCACUCUCAGGGGUCAAAGGGUUUUAUACUUAGAAUGAUAUAAAGUAAUGAUGUGAGUAAUUGCUUCUGUCCUUCUUGCAUUUUUCAGGCAACCAAUGCUGUAUCUUGCCUUGCGAAAUGUCAUUUUGUCUUUGUGGACACUGAAACACAAGGUGAGUAGAGACCUCUGUUAUUGUUAAAUGUAUGCUGCUCAAUAGAGUAAUAAUAACAAAAGUUAUUUGAUGUGAAAAUUCCAGUUUAUAUAGAGAAGGGAGCUACUUUAGCCAGUUACUCUUUUGAGACUUGAUCUAAAUGAGGUGUCUAAGACAAGCCUUGGGGCAGGUCAUGUAGCAAGGUGCUUUUAAUGAUUCUCUCAGUUUUUCUUUCCACCUGUGAGUGUGAUUUGAUACUAGGAAACUGUCAGGUGACCUGAAAAUCAAAGAACCCCUCAAAGGGAAUAAGCUUCCAUGGACUUGCAUCCAACCAGGGGUGUGCCCCUUCCUGCACAGCCUACAGUGUGGCCCAAAGAUAAGGGAACAUCACAGACUAGUACCAUGCGCUGACUCAUCUUUGUCUGAAGACAGACUAGUCUAAAAUGUGAUCAGCCAAAGUGUGUGUGCUUUUGUCAUUCAUUCGGGCCAUAACUUUGCUUUGUGGGUCAUUGUGUUCCACAAGAAAAGAGAUGGUAAUGUAAAAGCGCAGAUCUGCUCACUUGAAAUUUGUAAAACAGUGAUGAAAGAAGUAACUUGUGAACUUUGAUCAUUUGACAAAACAGUAUAGCAUACAUUUUAAAACAAUACAGAAUAACCUUUGGCAGUCCUGGGGCCACCAGGAAAUAAGAUUUUAUGCCUUCCUAUUUAUUUGCUUUUCCCACAGGAGUUUUUAACACCAGAUAGGUGUGCGCAGCAUAUCAUUGUGAGAGGUCUGAUCAGAGUAUUGAUGGUUACAGAGGCUAAACGUGUCUUGUUUUUUCUAACGAAAAAAGGAUUUGUCAAUCAUGGUAUUUUAGGCGAUGUGCCCGAUGUUCUCAGCACACCAAAGGCUACAAGGGUAUGUUUCUUGAUAAUGGUGAAUUUUAGUCGAAGCUACAUGUAUAAUACAGAAAAUUAAUUAUAAUGUGUUGCAAGAGGGAAUUAAAGUGCUUUUAUCUUCGUGCAUAGACGUGGCUGCUGUGUAAGAAAUUUGAAAUGCUAUUUGCUCAGAGUAGGCAAAUGUGAACUUAGAACUUCUUGGUGAAUACUGCAUCUUUGGUUCAAAUGUUUAACUUACUUCUAUGCAUGUAUAAAACAAUCAGAGUAUCCAAUCUGUUUUGGGGAUAUUUAUUAAAAUGCACUGGGUACAUCUGAUUCAGAUUGUUUCAUUGUUUUUCCUUGCAGCUUUCUGUCAUUGUGAUUGGUGCAGGAGCUGCUGGCUUAGCUGCAGCAAGACAUCUAGCUACAUUUGGUAUUAAGGUGCUGUCCUAUCUCAUUAACCUGUAAAUGGAAUACUAACUACUUGAGAGUUACAACCAAAAACAUCAUCAGAUGGAAAAACUCACCAGUCAAAAGCCAUGAACUACAUUUGAACUGUUCAACUGACACAGAAUUCUUCCCUUGUCUCUGAUGACGAAUUUCCUCCAAUGUUAACCCUUAACACCAUAACAUCAGUAUUCAUAUCAUCCACACUGAUCCCUUUAAACAGGAAGAAUUUCUUUAACAAUUAAGAGCACUUUAAUUGGUGAUCAUUUCCUUUGUUCUUGCCACCAUUAUGUAUGAUUCAGCGGUAAUACUAUGACAAGAAAUUCAAUUAGCACUGUAUCUUCAAUGUUAAUCUCUGUGGGUUUAUAUUGUGAUUCUCUUGCAGGUCACAGUUGUUGAGAGUAGAGACAGGAUUGGAGGGCGUGUAUGGGACGACACACAUUCUCUAGGAUGCUGUGUUGGUACUGGAGCACAAAUACUAAAUGGCUGUGUGAAUAAUCCAAUAUCAGUAUUGUGUGAGCAGGUGAAAGUAUACUGUAAAUUGCUGAAUAGAUAAUAAUCCAACCUUUGACUCAAUUAAUCUUUGAUUUUUAAUCCUCUCUUCUACAGCGAUACAUUUUCUAUAUAAAGCAGAGAUAAUUUAUAUUAAUUGCCAUUUUAUAUAAAGAUAGCAAAGCUGAGAAAAUAAAUUAUCUAUCCUUACACUUGUUAGUUGGAAAAUGUGUUCAUAUUGUAUAGGUUGUUGUAAAAGAAUACGUUUUCUUUUCCACAAGUGAAGGAUAAACUUAAGAAUUUUUUUUAAUGUAGAGAAAAAUCACACGUUUAGAAACAAUAGUUUUAAAUAUAUAAAUUAGAAAUAUUCACAUGAAUACAGAACAGGCACAUUGUUUCAUACGGCAGGUGAGUAGUUUUGUAGGUGUAGAGAGCCUUUUCUUUACAGAGAGGUCUGGACUCCUCUUGGAAAUCUUCAACCCUUUAACUCCCAUGAGUGACCAAGACAGAAUUUCUCCUUACAAUAUCAACACAGAAUCAAGAAGACUAGUGAGGAGAAUAAAGACGAAAACUCAAUUAGGGGACUACAAGUCGAUCCAAUACCAAAUUCUCCAAAUUGAAAUCACAAGUAUUGUAUGGCAGACAGUAGGGAGAAUUACUAAUAAGAUCUUGGGGGUAAAGGGUUAAGGUUUAGAUCCUUUCAGGCACAUUUUCCUGUAAUUUGAAGUUCAUUCCAGUUUGUUUUCCUUUGUUGUUGCUCGACCCCAACCAAUUUGAGGAGAAUUACACAAGAGGGUCUCCAUGGGGCGAUGGCUGUUACAGAUUAUGGUUAAUAUUCUGGCCAUUUUACAGCUAAGGGUUAAUUCUUUCUGUUAAAGUAUACAGAAAAAUUAUUACUAACAGUUAGCUUUUUAUGGCUAACUGUUAAAAUUUAUAUAGUGUAAAGUUAAAGUUAUACCUCUUUGAAACAGAAAAAGGUGCAAACUCCAGAAAAAAAAAUUACUCUUUGAAAUUGGCACUGUUAUUACUUUUCAUUCAACUAAAAUUGUUUUCUCAUCACAAUAUUCCUCCAUGUUCCUCCAUAACCCCAACCAUAACCCACAAGUAUCCAUAAGCACUUUUCAUUCAACUAAUUUAUUUAUGUUUCCUCAUCACAAUAAUCCUCCAUAACCCACAAUUCCUCCAUUUGCUCUGGAAUUGGCUAACGUUUGACUCAGCUUUAAAACUCAUUACAGUGGCCAAUUUACAUUUAUUUCUGGACUAACUAAUUAAAGUUGAUAAUACUAAAUGACCUUAUUAUACUCUCCCACCAAUGCAGAACCACAGUUUUUCAGAAAUUUACCCCCUUUUUUCAUUUAUGCAAAGGCUUCAAGUGGGAACCAGGGCAUAAUUAUGUACAAGCAAGCGGAUCUACCCACUAGCUGCCUGCUACCCUUGCAAUGGCAACCAAGAUCCAAUCAAUACAAUUAUUAAUUUUUUUUUUUUUUUAAGAACUAAAUUACUAAUCUCUUAAAAGUUAUAAAUGAGAUUAACUUUCUGCAUACACUCUUUAUAGGCUGGUCUUCCCAUGCACCACAUUACCAGCAAAUGUGAUCUUCUUACUGAGGAAGGCCACUGCGUAGAUGUGAGCACAGAUAGUAAAGUUGAAUUUCACUUCAAUGCUCUCUUAGAUGCUAUUGCUGAAAACAGGGAAGAGGCCUCGGAGGAUCAAUCUUUAGAAGGUAAUGAUAAACACUAAAACUGUAAUGACUCGUGUGAAACUUUUUUGUUCUUACUGCAUUUUGAGGUCAACCGCAGUCUACUACAGAACAGACAGACUGGCUUUUGAUUGGUUUUUAACAGCUGAAAUUAUCAUUUUAAUCUCAGUAUAAUAGUAUGCAAUUGAAAGGCUCAGAGCAAGCUGUGAUUUUUGGUAGUUGAAUUUUGGCAUUGACUUAGUUUUAACAGCUGGGACUGUUUUGUUUUUUUUUGCAUUUUGAUGAUGUGCUCUCUCAUUGAAUGAAGCUGAAACAAAAGAAGCCUUUUGUUUCAUCAAAACAAUACAGCCCCCGAGAACUUGCAUAUUCAUAACCAGCUUAAAGAAAGUGAUGAGUCACACCAAAGAUUUAAUCAUUUGUUAUAAACAUCUUGAUCACCCCAUUGUACUCUCUUGCACAGAUAAAGUACAAGAGAUGCACAGUUUGUUUUUGGAAGAGACCCAAGUAUCAUUUAGUGAAGUAAGUCUCCUUUCAAGUUGUCAGACAUUUCCUUUCAAGUGUCUGAGGAUGAUGUAGUGAUUUUGAAAGAUAACACCCUCCUCACUUUCUUUUUUUCUUCUUGUUGUUGUUAAUGAGUAGUUUUAAAGGAAACGAAGUUGAUGUGUAACUGUAUAUGUCAAUAACUUCAAGUUCAAUCAGUUUGAGUGCUCUGUUUAUCAUCUUAUGAUCUUCAUUUUCCAGCUUGAAGAAAAGCUGCUGCAAUUUCACCUUGGAAAUCUUGAGUUCAGCUGUGCAGCUCCACUCAGUAAAGUCUCGUCAAUGUCCUGGGAUCAAAAUGAAGAGCUUCCUCAGUUUUGUGGUGAUCAUACUCUUCUUCAACAUGGUUUUGGUGUUCUUCUGGACAAACUUGCUGAGAAUUUGGACACCAAACUCCAGUAUGAAGUAUGUGAAUGAAAUUGUAGCAUAUUUGUUAAAGCUUUGAGAGGCAAGACACUUCAGGUUUCUGAGAUAACAAGAGACUUCAGGCACUCAGUGCUUUUUGUUUGAGUGCAGCUUUAAACUUAUUAAUUUAUGAAGUUAUAAGUAACAUGUAAUUUAGAAUGGUGUUACUAAGGGUGUGUGAGAAAGAGUGGGCUUAUGGUUUGAGGUGCUGGACUUCAAAUCAAAAGGUAAUUUGGUAUCAUCAGCUGAGUUCAUAACAUAAAUUGGCCACUGUUAAUUAAGAGAUUCAAAGCUGACGUUUCAAGCAUCAGCCCUUUGUCAGUGUUUGCCCUUCUUCGUUUGCUCUGGGAAAGGGCUAAUGUUCAAAAUGUCAGCUUUGAAACUCCUCUUGGUGGCCAACAUACGUUAUCAACAGGUGAUGAUACCAAAUUACCUUGUUAUAUACUCCCUUGGAUGGGAGCAUAUCUCCAUUCACUCAGGGAUUUUAGUGACACACUCUACAAUGUAAUGAUCUUGGACAAGUACCUAUGAAGUAUAUAAUGAAACUUUUUAUUUCUUCAAUCAGGUCAAAGAAAUUAACUACAAAAGCAAAAGAGUAAUCGUUACAAGUUCUGAUGGGAGGCAACUGACGGCAGACAAGGUAUUUACAUGUCAAAAUAACUAUAACCUGCAUGUAGAUGUGACAUUCAGGGUGACACAGCCAUUUACUUAGAGUUUUCAAUAGUCCUGUGAUGUAAUGUAAAAUUUUAAGUGGAUUAAUUGGAGAUAUAAAGCUGGAGUGAAUUAUAGAAUGAGAUCCUAGUCUACCUUUGCCCAUAAGAUUUGAUAUGGUGAAUCAUUUUUGUGUAUGAUCAAAGAAAAUUGCAAGUUAAAAUUUAAAUCAUUUCUUUACUUCUCACUUUCAGGUGAUUGUAACUGUCCCACUGUUCUUGCUGAAGUCAGGCAAACUUAAGUUCAUUCCUGCACUCCCAAUGAGGAAGCAAGCUGCUAUAUCAAAUCUUGGAGCUGGUCUCAUAGAAAAGGUGUGAUUCAUAUUAGCAGCCUGUUUCAUUUGACAAUGAAUCAACACGUUGUGGUCAGUUUUGUGCUGAUUUUUUUUUUCAUAUAUCAUGAUUUCUUAGUACUUUAUCUCAGUGUGUCUAUCUUGUGCCUAAUUGGUUAUUGAAUCAUUUGAAUAAAUUUCCUUUCUAAUCUAACAACAACCGCAUCUCUCAUCUGCUUGAUUUAUAUACCAUGCAUGGUGAUUAGUUUUAAAAAUUUCCAUUUUUGGUGUUGCAGGUCAUUUUAAAAUUUAAAUACAACUUCUGGGAAAAAGUUGUCCAAGAAGCAGAUUUUUUCGGUCAUGUUCCCCAAUCACACAAAGGGCGCGGUCACUGUGGCCUCUUUUAUAACUUGAGUAAAAAGGUAGUAAUAUGUGUUAUCAUACACAAUGUGCAGUAAAGUCUUUUUCAAUAGGUAAGAAAGAACUCUCUUCCAGCUACUAUGCAUUUCUCAGGGCUAUGCAGUACGUUGGGAUUGAUUCAAAAGACUAAUACCAAAGUAAUUACAACAGCCAAUGAGAACAAACGGAAAUGUCACAAAGAGCUAAUAAGACCUUAAAUAAAAACAGGAAACCUUCUUGAAAGCCGGGACAAGGCUAACCAUUAACCCAGGAUUACCUGGUUUUUUAAAUUUUAUACCUGAUUGGUGAAGAGGUUGGUAAAAGUUUUCUGGACCCACAACAAAGCAAAGCAAAGCAAAGGAAAAGCAAUGCAGUCCACGAUGACUCUGGAAUUUCAUUUGAAAAUGGCUCCGACUACCAAAAAAAAGAAAAUUUUUUCAAUAAUUAUUCACUUAGCCUGAAUGAUUAGUGCAGAGUAUCUUGGUAAAUUUUCUUAUUUAUAUAUAAUGCCUUUCUUUUGUUCAAAAGGGAAGUGAAAAAGGAAAAAAGACAAGCCAUGUUCUAAUGACUGUGUUAUGUGGAGAGACAGCCUUACAAGCACAAACAAUGACAGAUAAGGAAGUGGUUGAUUCAUGUAUGAACAUACUUCGCAAGCUUUUCACUUACAAAGUAAUGCAACUGGUUCACAAUUGCUUUGUGUUUUAACUUUUUUCUUUUGCUGUAGCCAAAUAAUUAUUUAUCUUUUCUUAUUUGUUGAAUGGUACAAAAAGAGCUAAUAAUCAUGAGGCCAUGCCUAUUUAACACCUGUUUUUUUGCAGUUGUGAAAAAGUGUUCUGCAAAUACUAUGAAACCACUGAGAGGCUUAUUUACAUAAAAGUAAAUGGCUUCCAGUUUGGUGUAUGAGGAAGGAAGAUUUUUUAAGAUUAGGAGCUCACUGGGCUUUUAAGGGAGGGGAGGUUUUCUUAGAGAGUGGAGCUUGUUAGAGGAGGGAGCUUAUCACAGAGGGAGAGCCAAUCAGAGCAGUUAUGGUAAAUUUAAAUAAUAUUGUCUAAACAAAGAGUGUAACUACUACUAACAGAUUCCAGACCCUCAAGCAUAUUUGGUAACACACUGGGGGAAGGAUCCCUACUCAGGCAUGGCUUAUUCGUACAUACCUAUUGGUAGCACUGGAGAAGAGUAUGAUCAUAUGGCCUCUGAGGUUGAUGACAAGUUAUAUUUUGCAGGAGAGGUCUGUAUAAAGUUAAUUGCCAAGUCUAAGUCUUCUGGGAGAUGAUUUCACUUAGACAAUCUUUGUACUCAGCACAAACAUUCAUGUGAGGAGAAACCUCUUAGAAACACCCAGUGCUUUCAAAUUAAUAUGUGGGGGUGGAAAACAAACAGAACAUCCCUUUAGAGAUUUUGUAAAUGGACAGAAGCAGAUAUGAACAGUUUUAAGAUUACAUUUUAAUUUUUAAACCCACUUCUGUUCUAGGCUACAAAUCGACAAUUUCCACAGACAGUUACAGGAGCUUACUUAAGUGGAAUCAGAGAAGCAGACAAGAUUAUUUCAUCUUUGGGAACUGAGACGUGACAUGAGAUGAAGAUUGAGGUACCACAAGUCCGACAAAUGCACAAUUCUGUGAAGACUAAGCAGAAACAGACACACAUGUAAAUGGAAGUACAUCUUCUAUCAUUAUAGGAAAUAUUGUUGGUUUGCUGAUGAAAAACUCCCUUACAAGCUUCCCUUCUCUGCCUUUAAAUCAAUCUUUGAACUUCUCAUUCACCCUUGCUCUUUUACCUUUCACUGGAGAUUUGUAAAAGAACAUG